This is a messenger RNA of Ruditapes philippinarum (Manila clam), 2486 nucleotides long. Its product is annotated as gigasin-6-like. The transcript has 8 exons. The record is from RefSeq and is a predicted model, not a curated record. Lineage: Eukaryota; Metazoa; Mollusca; Bivalvia; Venerida; Veneridae. The coding region runs from base 386 to 2101 and encodes 571 amino acids.
UUUGUUGAAUUUAAUAUAUGCACGAUUUCAUAAGCAAGCAUUUAUUGUUACAAAUAUAAACGUUUACGUGAAAAUAUCGCACGAUAUUAUGCUAAUUUUAGCUUUUAAUACGUACGACGAAGGUUAUGAUUAACGUAUGUUUUGUGAAGAGACACAUUGUCGUUAAAGAUGCCAGUGAAUAGCAAGCUUGGAAAGGUUAAUUUUAAAGUCUAAAAAGAGGUACAAGUGGAUCAAAACUGUUUCUGUACAUUAUAAUUAAUUUUAAAAAAGCCCUAACAGUCUGUGUAAUUGUUUUAUCGUUGUGAGAUAGAUGUUGGACGUUUUCUUAAUAUUAUACAAGAAAAGAAACUUUAACGCGUGGUUUCCCUGUGAAUGAACUUUCAUCAUGGAAAAAGGAAACGCUUGGAAACAUUUUACAUUAUGGUGCAUAUUGCUGUUCAUUCAAUAUUCCAAUCCGCAGGAAAUAUUUGAUCACACUUUUAUACAAGACCUAGAUAGGUUUAUUCAAAAAACGAUGGUGUGUCGAUACAUUCCCGGAUUGACAAUUUCUGUUGUAAAAGAUUCAAAAACUUGGACAAAGAGUUACGGAACUGCUGACUUUUCGAAUGGACGUAUGGUUGACAACAGCACACAGUUCGUUAUCGGCUCGAUUGGAAAAUCAUUUACAAUGGUUCUUCUAGGUAUUCUGCUGACAGAAAAGGGAUUAAAUUGGAAUACAAAAGUACAUGAUUUACUUGGACCAAAGUACGAAUUUAUUGACAAAUACAGAAGCAAAGAAAUGACAUUAAAAGACAUGCUGUCACAUCGGACGGGAUUAGCUGCACUUCCAAUAGUAUUAGAUGCUGGGUAUCCAGAAAGUGUAACUAGGAAACAGUUGAGUUUGAAAAUGAAGCAUUUGCCUCAACUAUUUUCUUUCCGGGACGGCUUUGUCUACAAUAAUUUUAUGUAUAUGUAUCUCGGUCAUAUAUCAGAUAAAUUAGGCGGAGACACAUGGGAAAAUCUUUUGCAAUCUAAAGUAUUUUUGCCUAUUGGAAUGACAUCCACUCAAGUACUCAAACAACCAGAGGAUCUGUUGAAAGAUAAAGUUGCUAAACCAUAUAUAUUCAGAAAUAAUGAAUUUCAAAAUGGCACACUUAACAUCUACAGCAUUCAUCCUUUGGAGCCUGCGGGUGCAAUUAUAUCAACUUGGGUAGACAUGGCAAAGUAUAUCCGGUUUAAUCUGAAUAAUGGGACAACUGAAGAUGGUAAAACAUUACUUAACCGGGCCCUUCUAAAUGAGGCAUUCACUGCAACUACACCUACAGUAAACAGUCCUUUCUUGAAUAGUAACACUUUAACACGACCUGAAUUUCCAGUCUCGGAUACAAUUAUAGGUUCCGGAUAUGGAUGGCGUUCAGCAGCCUAUCGAGGUUUCCGCAAAAUUUGGCAUGCUGGGGGACUUUUCUCUUAUGUAUCAGAUGUAUGGAUGUUUCCAGAAAUUAAUGCAGGAGUCUUUAUCAGUUCCAAUGGUCCAAUGUUAAAGCACUUGCUAAAUUAUGGUCUCCGUACGAUUAUGUAUUACAUAAGUGACAAACUAAUCGGUGAGGACCCGUGGCUAAACGAAACAACAACAUGUGAAUUUCCACAUCUUUGGCGUAAUAUCACUACAAAUUCAACACCACAAGAACCAUUAGGGAUAAUAGACAAUCCAUCAGAAUAUAUCGGUAUUUACGGGAAUAUCAUUCUGCCUUCUUUAAAUGUGUCAACAAAACCAGGUGACCGAUCUAAAUUAUUGUUUCAAAUGAAUAGGAUUGGAGGAGUUCUUCAUUCAACGCAAGACAAAGACCGGUUCUUGAUGGAAAUAAAAAAUCCACGGGAAUACAUGCUGAAUUCACUAAAUGUUAAUAAUGAUACAGUGAUGAUCAACACAACAUUUCUACGUAAUCAAGGUGGUGAAGUGAGUAGUGUAGAGUUACAGUACGACGUGAAAGUUGUGUACACUAAAGGUAUCACAAUCUUUGACUAUCAAGGUUUAGCUCAAGCUACUACAGCGACAAUUCGAAACCUCAAAUCACUGAUGUCUCGAAAUCCCCAAAAACCUCGAACACAUACACAUUGUUAAAAAUGAGAUGAAUUUAUUAAGUCUAAGAUAUAUUUUAACAAUAUAACAUGGUCAAGGUUUUAAAGAACAUAUCACAGAUCUACUUUUCAGUAAUAAUGAUUGCGUUUGUUUUACUGAGGUUAUAUAAUUUAUUUUAAAAUGUAUUAGGUAAUAUUCGUUAUUAUUACAGGCUUACAAUGGAUACAUUUCCAUUGGUUAAGAUGUUGGAAAUCUAAUGAUAUGAUAUGAUUUACAUUACUUUAACUAACAAAAGUUAUGUCCAUGAUCAAGUUAUUUAUGGUACUGUGUAGAUAUUUUACAUUUAUAUGGUAUAUACAUGUGAGGAAGCUAUCCAGCUAGCUUACGGAACGUCGGUGGUUCUACUCAGGUAUCCGUUCGUGCCUGA